Macrosiphum euphorbiae (potato aphid) is the source of this 426-nucleotide messenger RNA. Lineage: Eukaryota; Metazoa; Arthropoda; Insecta; Hemiptera; Aphididae. The record is from the annotation of a GenBank genome assembly.
AUGAAAAACCCACCCAUACAUAAACCUGAAGAUUUUGAUGCUGACAAAUCCUUUCUUUUAUCAUUUUUACCGGAUUUAAAAAAAAUGAACGAAAACCAAAAAUUAGAGCUGAAAAUACAAUUUAUGCAGUCAGUAAAAAAUAUUCUAAAUCCUUCACAGACUCUUUCUUUUGAACAUCAUAAACCAUAUCCACAUCAAUUUAAUUACUAUCAAAACGAUGGUUACUCUCCUAACUCAGCCAAUUAUAGAAAUAAUCAUCAACAAUUUCUUCCAAACUUUCAAACUGAUCUCUCUCAUUCAUAUCAUUAUUCUCAUACAUCACCUCACACAUCGCCUCAACUACAUUCCUAUCCAGGUUCUCCUAACGUUGAUGUGAAUCAUAGUAAUUUAAGUAGUCAAGAUGAAAAUUCUCACCACACUAUAUAA